UAGGCGACCCCUGUGAAAGGGUCCUUCGACCCCCAAAGGGGUCGCGACCCACAGGUUGAGAACCACUGUUGUAACUCCUGGCACUUCCAAGAGCUGCUUCUCUUCGUGAAUGUUUGUAUCUGCCCGGAGCUUCCUUCCGGCCUUUUACGAAAAGGACCCCCUCUCCUCCUGCCGGAUUGGAUGGCGCAUCCUCGAUCCUCUCCUCAGCUUCCUCUCACUCGCUCAAGUUCAGUCGGUUGUCUCUGUUGAAGUCUCGCUCGAUCCUCUUUCCUUUGGUACCAGUGCCCCCUCCCCCCGAGUUCUCCUUUCUCUGUUCAGACGGGCAAAGUUGCCGGAAAGAGUGGUGAAAUGAGUGUCAGGGCUGGGGGCCAGCGCCCCUGGCUGCCUGGGGUCAGGGCUGGUCACUUUGAGCAGCCAACGCCCCCCUGCCCCCCAAUAAUAAGGCUAAGAAGUCAACUCUGGCCACAGCAGUGGCUUCAGACCAUACUGGUGACGUGUCAUGAACAACUGCAGGGGGCCACCUUCACUGCCCUCAGCGUCCCCUGGCGUUGAUGGGGGAUCUACACACCCAGCGCUGGGUGAUGAAAUUGCUGACAGCAUUCAGGCCCUUAGAACUGUCCCCGUGCCCUUCCCUGUACAGCUGUGCAGGCCGAUGGUUUGGGGCGUCCCUGCGUCUUGGCCCUACAGGCUUUUAACACUUCGCCUGCAGGUCCCUCGGCCACCUGCAGCGCCCCUCCCCCCGGGGUGCGGUGCUGGGCCUGGCCUGCCAGCUCCCCCCGGGCAGGGGCUGUCCUGACAGGUGCGCUGGCAGAUGCCAGGCCGCGGGCUCUGCGAGCCAUUGUGGCUGUGUUUACGUGUCUGCUUUCCCCGCCCCGCUCCCACUCCUGCUCCCCGCUCCCGCUCCGCUGCCUUUCCGAGGGGCUGCCAUCGGGAACAGACGUAAAACUGCGCUGCCCGCUCAGGAAACUCAGACAGCUGGCCCUCUUUGGGAAACACUCGGAGCAGUUCUGCCCUAGAACAAUGCUGUCCUUAUGCGGUCCUUCCCCUCUCAGAGGCCAGGCCCUCUCGCCUGUCUGCGCCCUCGCUGACGUCACGCCCGUCCAUCUCCUUGCCUGCCUUCUGGGUGCAUUGUUGAGACUCACCUGUCGGGACUCGCCGGACACCUGGGGACCCACAGCUUCCCUCUGUGAUCCCGGGAGCCCUGGCCCCCCUUCGCCUCUGCCCCCUCCCCCUUUCAUGCUGGAGCAAGUGGUGAGCGCACGCUUGUCCAGCCUCAGUCCCCGGAGGAUGGGUGCCCGUGCAGCCUGCAGACAUCACUCUGGGAGCCGGGAGGUUUGGGGCUCUGCUCCUUCCUUGUUCAGGGCAGGCCAACGUGCGGAGUCAGACCCAUUUAAAAACCCCGGACGCUAUUGUAAGAAGAUAAUAAGGAAAUGCAAAGGCCCUAAUGGUUAGUGCCUGCUCCCUCUGCUCAAGGCACCUGCAGGAGACCCCUCCUCUCCAACCCCCGAGGGAGGGGCUGCAGGUACCGUGCAGAUGAGAGAACGGGGCGCCAUGGCAGAGGGGGGACGUGAAUUCGGACUCUUUGGUUCCAUUCCUCCUCCUCCUCCUCUGGCCCCACGGCCGUCUGGUACAGCAGGGGGGAUGGUAAAUGAUGUUCAGCCAGGGCAGAGGCUCACCCAGCGGUCACGUGGUGACGUGAACAGGGAUUGAUGUGGGAGUUCACAGUUGUAACAGGUGGACCUUUGGCUGCAAGGAAUGGGAAAGGCGGUGAAUGGUGAUUUGAGCACAUUGGGUUUUUGUUUUUCGCACACAGGCGGGCAGUGGCUUGUAUUUUUCUGUUGUUCCAGGAGUGCCCGCCGGGAGCCAGCUCUCCACCUUGGCUCUGUGUCCUCAGCACGAGAAGACAUGUCUCAAGCAGGACACCUCUCCAGGAGCCUCAUCUUGUGCACCUUCCUGCAGGAGCACGGGCUGCAAGCGGUGGAGGAUCCCGGCGUGACCAGCCUCCUCCAGUACUCGCCUGAGCCCCUGGGAGCCCUCCCUCACGAGGUGGCCAUGCGGCUGGCCUUCAUUGGGGACGAGUUGGAAGUGAGAUGGACGCUGCCCCGCUUUGCCCACGUGCCCUGGAUGGCCAUGUACAGCUUCGCGCACACCUACAACCAGACCGGCCUGAGGGUGGUCCUUACCAGUGUUAUGGGUGGCCUCCCUUACCUCAGGGGGAACAGAAGGUUCUGGAGCUUCCUGAUCCUCAGGGCCUGGGUGUCCCCCCCCCAGGGACGGGGGCGCAAGCUGUCCGGGCUGCUGCUGCUGGCGCUGCUGCUAGACUGGGGCCUGCACCUCCUCCAGUGACGCGCUGCUGGCCAGCGCGGGGCGGGCUGGCCCCUCCCCCCCACCACCCUGGAGGUGGUCUUGUUGGUUUUGUCUUUUUAACUGUUUUCUUAUGAUCCCUUUUUUAUAUUUAAAUUCCGAGUGCUGGGACACUCCUGAGGUUUCAUACGUGUUUUUCUGGUUUGUUUUUUGUAAGAGAAAUGAAUUAUACCUCUGGGAUCUUCAUGGCUAACUGUCCUCCUGGCCCCAGGAGCCAUCCUCUCCUGUGGGCCAUGCAGCAGGCGCUGGGGGAGUGCUGGUCACACCCUGUCUGUGAUGCCCGCAGCAGAAUCUGCUGGAGUAGAUUUUGAGGGGUGAGGAGAGUCAAUAAAAUGUUGGUUUCCAUU
This is a messenger RNA of Myotis lucifugus (little brown bat), 2711 nucleotides long. RefSeq names its product BCL2 interacting killer (gene BIK). Gene Ontology annotation, biological process: apoptotic process; apoptotic mitochondrial changes; male gonad development. NCBI's taxonomy places the organism in Eukaryota, Metazoa, Chordata, Mammalia, Chiroptera, Vespertilionidae. The transcript is spliced from 5 exons. The record is from RefSeq and is a predicted model, not a curated record. The coding region runs from base 1756 to 2346 and encodes 196 amino acids.